Messenger RNA from Coregonus sp. 'balchen', 2666 nucleotides. The record is from the annotation of a GenBank genome assembly. Lineage: Eukaryota; Metazoa; Chordata; Actinopteri; Salmoniformes; Salmonidae.
AUGAAAAUCACGUUUUCUUUGUGGACAAUGAUGCGACAAGCAAGCAUCUCCUCUGUGGUGUUCCUAUCUUGCACUGUCAUGCUGGUAAGUACUUUUAAAAGUGUUUUAUACGUGUGCUUUUACCACUCUCCAUUCAAAUGAAUGUCUUUACAUCAUCAGGUUCUACAUGCUUCACCAUAAGCUCUUUAAAAAUUAUACAAUGACAUCCUUAAUAUUUAAAUUGAGAAAUUGCAAGUGAAUAUUGUGGUCACAUUCAUUUCAAAUUAUGAAUAUUAAAUUGUCCAUCUAUUAACUGAAAUAAUGAGACAGGGAUCUUUGAACUAAUUCAUAAUUGAGUCAAUUUCAUUUCCAUAAAAACAUUAGAAUUGAGGGCUUGUUUGAUGCUUUUGAGCUUGAUGAUCUAGUCUGGGUCGCUCCAAGCUGAUGUGUAACAAUCAUGCUUUGAAAGGUAGAAGAAGAAAUGUGUCCUAACAAGAUUAGAACAGGGUGCCGGGUUGAAUGAAAGCAUUGUUCUAAAUCAAAUUCCUUUGUACAAUCACAGUUUAAUUAUUAGGAUAUUAGGGUACACAAUCAGAGAAUUUGGACAGGAAUUUCUGCUCAGUGUUAGCUGAUAUUUGAUCUGCAUACUGUAUAUUAAUCUAUCUGAAAUACCGGUAAGAGUUUUUGAUUGUGGAUAACCAAGAGGACUUUAGAUCUUUGGGUAACCUUAUUCUAGGUAUCCACUUGAUUCCACAAUUUUUUCUCCUCCGGAUAUUUACUCAAGCAUUGCACAAGCCCUCGUCUGUGGGGGCUUCCAGCACCAAAGGGAUGCCCUUCCUCAGUGCCCUGCAGUGCCCCCCCCCCCCCCCCCCCCCCCCCCCCCACACACACACUAACUUUCAAUCCUCUCGCUGUGUUUCCCAGGUGCAGGGUGGAUGCCCGCCGCAGUGCUCGUGCCCCUCCUCACCGCCCUCAUGCCCACCGGGCGUCAGCUGGGUGACAGACUCCUGCGGCUGCUGUAAGGUGUGCGCUAGGCAGUACAACCAGGACUGCAGCCCAAGCCAGCCCUGUGACCACAUCAAGGGCCUGCACUGCCACCUAGGGUCUGGAGGAGACCCGGAGACAGGACUGUGUCGAGGUAAGGGCAUGGACAUCGAAAUGGCCUCGGGUUAAGGAGGGUGGGACUGGACAUACUUAUGCUAUGAUUGACAUUUCCUAUCCACCUUCUGAUUGGCACUGAUAAUAUUAUUGAUAAUGCUAACUCUAAUGAAUAUAAUGAUAUGUACAAAAACGACAAUGAUUGUACAAAAAUGAUCUUGCCUCUGUUGCAUUGCUCCUGUCCCAGCUGAGGCAAUGGGUCGUCCUUGUGAGCUGAACGGCCGGGUCUAUCAACACGGGGAGGACUUCCAGCCAAGCUGCCAGCACCAGUGCAGCUGCAUGGACGGCGUGGUCGGCUGCAUGCCCCUGUGCCCACACCAGGUGCCACUACCAGAUUGGCACUGCUCCCGGCCCCGGCUGGCCAGGCUGCCAGGCCGCUGCUGCGAGGAGUGGCUCUGUGACGAUGACAACCAUAUCGAGGAGGACUCCAGAGAGGUUGACCACUCUCCACCUCCUUCCCCACCCCAGCACCCUGAUCUUGCCAGCAACGAGCUGCUCAUGGCUCCCACCCCCUGGGACUCAAGUGCUGGAGCCUCGUAUCAAGGUACAUAAUGAUACUCUCUUUUUUGUUAUGAAAUAUACAUUUGUAAUGUUUUGUAUCAGCCAGAGGAGAAUGGUGUUCCUCAUAGCUCUAUGUUUGGCCCUCUCUUCUUACAGAGUGGAUCUCCUCCCCCCAGUCCCAUGCCUUACUUCCCGCAACCUGCUUCCUGCAAACCACUGAUUGGUCUCCUUGCUCAGCCACGUGUGGGAUGGGCGUGUCCAGCCGAGUAACCAGUAGCAACGCUGAGUGUCGGUUGGCCAGAGAGACACGACUGUGCCAGAUCCGGCAAUGUGAUCUUGCCCUCACCCCUUCUCUCAAGGUAAGGCAUGGACAAUGUGUGAAUCAACGGGCACACUUUUUCAAUGACAAGAAACAUAAUGGUCCAGGAUCAACAAAUGGGAAUUACACUACUAUAAAUUGACCACUAGACAGGUUAUGGAAUUUUACCAUGUGUAAUUCACAGAUAUCCACCUGUCAGGCAGUGGAGGCUGCUGAGGGGAGGACAGCUCAUAAUAAUGGCUGGAACGGAGCUAAUGGAAAAUAAACCAUGCGUUUGAUACCAUUCCACUAAUUCUGCUCCAGCCGUUACCAAGAGCCUGUCCUCCCCAAUUAAGGUGGGCCACCAACCUCCUGUGCGGUCAGGGUGUAUGUAUUUUGACCUGUGACCCCAUUCCUCUUACAGAAAGGGAAGAAGUGCCAACGCACAAUACGUCCUCGCAAACCUGUCCGGAUCAAGUUCACCGGCUGCUCUACGGCGCGCCAGUAUCGUCCUCGUUCCUGUGGCUUGUGUGCCGACGGCAGCUGCUGCACUCCUUCUCUGACGCGCACGGUGAACCUUCACUUCCGCUGCCCCGGAGGUAGGCAGGACUUUACCCGUAGCGUCAUGUGGAUCCAGCGUUGCCGCUGCAGCCAGAGCUGCCAAAGUCAAGGGCUUGCCUCCCCGGGCUCCCUCAGUCUGCCUAACGACAUCCAUACCUUCACCCACUGA